ACAUCUCCCGGGUCCCACGCACUGGCGGCGCCCGCCCCUACCGUAGGAAAAAUCAAACUGGACUGGUGGCUUCCGAGCCAAUCCCGGAGCAGAUGGGCCAGUUUCGACCAAUGGCCGCCGUGAAUAUUAAUGCGAGCUGACGCGGCGGCGAGGAGAGCUCCAUUCAAAAACCAGCAGCUAUUGUGGCGGGGCGCGCGUGCCGUGCAGGGCCCGCCUUCUGGGCUUGUAGGGGACCGACGCGGAUGGAAGCUGGGUGCCCAUGGCCGUGGCAGCGAUGGCCGAGCGUGGCCGCCUACCGCACGCCGCGCCCGCGCUCGGCACGGAGGGGCUGCCGCGAGCUUUCCUCCAGAGCCUGCGCACCCUCUUCGACAUCCUGGACGACCGGCAGCGCGGCUACGUGCACCUGCGCGAGAUCGAGUCCCGCUGGCAGGGAGCAGACGCGCGCGAGCUGCCCUGCGGCGUCCUCGAGGGCCUGCGCCAGGUGGCCCCGGCCAAUGGCUACCUGACUUUCGAGCGCUUCGUGGCGGGCUUGCGCACCUCGCUGCUGAACGCCAACAGUGCCCCGAGGGAUCAGGCACGCGUCGCUCCCCGGUCUGGGGACCAGCCUUCGUUGCAGCAGCGCCUGAUGUUCGUACCGGCCGACGAGCCGCGGACUGUCCUGGAGAGGAAGCCUCUGCCCCCGAGUGCGCGCCCCGCGCCUGCUGACCCCAGUGGCACCUCCCGGAACCCUGAGCUACUGUGUGUCCCCGCGGAGGCGGCACCCUGUCCCAAGGAGCCCGAGCGACUCCUGAGUAAGACCCUGGAGCGGAGCCCGAGCGCAGACGCUGGCGCAGCAUCCUGCAAGACCCUGGACGUAGGCACAGGUGAAGCUCGGCAGGCUCCACGGGCUCGAGGCGAACGUCGAAGGCAUACCAUCACCAACGGUGUGGACUGUGGCCUGGUGAGAGGGGCCAUGACUCUGAGGGACUCUCUGUGUUGUCCAGAAGCUGAAGCAGAUGAAGGAGCUAGAACAGGAGCAGGAGGUGCUGCUGCAGGGCUUGGAGAUGAUGGCUCGCGGCCGAGAGUGGUACCAGCAGCAGCUGCAGCGUGUGCAGGAGCGUCAGCGCCGCCUGAGCCAGAGCAGAGCCGGCGCCGACUUUGGGACUGCAGGGAGUCCCCUCCCUCUGGGGAGGUUGCUGCCCAAAGUACAGGAGGUGGCCCGGUGCCUGGGGGAGCUCUUGACUGCAGCCUGUUCCGGCAGAGCUCUGCCCUCGUCUUCUUUGGGGCCCCUGGGCCCUUCCUCUCCCUCAGCGCCAGUCUGGCAGCAGCAGACCAUCCUCAUGCUGAAAGAGCAGAACCGGCUUCUCACUCAGGAGGUGACCGAUAAGAGCGAGCGCAUCACUCAGCUGGAGCAGGAGAAGUCUGCGCUCAUCAAGCAGCUGUUUGAGGCCCGGGCUCUCAGCCAGCAGGAUGCUGGGCCUCUGGACUCCACGUUCAUCUAGCUGGUUGUACCUCGCUAGGAUGUGCAUGCGGACUCAGCCUCAGCUCCACGGCGCUGCUGUGAGCCUGCCUUCUGACUGAAGGUCUCAGAGCUUAGCCCUCCGGGCCCUGGAGAGGGCACCUGUCUCCACGCUCGUAGUCUGGGCUGUCCUGAGGCUUACCCCAGGCUGGCCUGACACCAUACAGUGGGUGCUGGUCCUAGUAGUGCUGUCAGGCCUGAAGCUGCUACUCCAUUGUCAGUGAAUGGCAGAGGACCGUGCCUCAUAUUUAUCUGGUUUUCGGCAGCCCUGGACAAAGAAGGGGGCAUGUUUACAGUCAUCCUGUCCCCUCUUGUAAGGCUGGGAUUUUUGGUGUUUAGUAAAAAGUACUGGUCACUUCUAAAGCUA
Molecule: messenger RNA, 1865 nt
Organism: Myodes glareolus (Bank vole)
Lineage: Eukaryota; Metazoa; Chordata; Mammalia; Rodentia; Cricetidae
Gene: Sapcd2
Product: suppressor APC domain containing 2
Source: RefSeq, a predicted model, not a curated record